CCCAAAAUUCCCAAGGAUCAUGAAAUAUCAGCGGUCUCUCUCUUCCCCCUCUCUCUCGCCCCUUUCGCGCCGCCGAUCAAACGAACAAAAGGUAAAGCUCAAUUUCUCUCUCUUAUCUUUCUCUCUCUCUCAUUCUAUAAACCCUAAAUCCUAUCAUCAUUAGGGUUUACUUUCUCUCCCCCAAAUCCCACAAAACCCUAAAAUCGAUCCCUUAAAUUUCUUCUAAUUGGCGUAGAAGAUAGUUCGUUCAUCUGAUUGCUCGGUAGAAAUCAAUUCUUGGCGAAUCAUCUGCUAAUUAGUGAAGUUAUUUUAUCGUAAAUGGCGAUUGCCGCUUCUGGGCAACUGAACCUGGAUGAAGCUCCAUCUUGGGGUUCUCGGAGCGUCGACUGCUUCGAGAAAUUGGAGCAGAUUGGGGAAGGGACUUAUGGACAGGUGUAUAUGGCAAAAGAAAUAAGAACAGGAGAAGUAGUAGCAUUGAAAAAAAUUAGAAUGGACAAUGAGAGAGAAGGGUUUCCUAUAACGGCAAUACGUGAAAUAAAAAUUCUGAAGAAGCUGCAACAUGAGAAUGUUAUUCAACUGAAAGAAAUUGUAACUUCUCCAGGUCCAGAAAAAGAUGAGCAAGGAAGACCAGAUGGAAACAAAUACAAGGGAAGUAUCUACAUGGUAUUUGAGUAUAUGGAUCACGAUCUGACUGGCCUUUCAGAUCGUCCUGGUAUGAGAUUUACAGUACCUCAGAUAAAGUGCUACAUGAGGCAGCUGCUAACUGGAUUGCAUUAUUGCCACGUGAACCAAGUGCUACAUCGUGACAUAAAAGGGUCAAAUUUACUCAUUGAUAAUGAUGGAAAUUUAAAGCUUGCUGAUUUUGGACUUGCACGCUCCUUCUCCAGUGAUCAUAAUGGAAAUUUAACAAAUCGCGUGAUCACUUUAUGGUACAGACCUCCGGAGCUUUUGCUUGGGGCGACGAAGUAUGGUCCAGCUGUUGACAUGUGGUCUGUUGGAUGUAUAUUUGCAGAACUUCUUCAUGGAAAACCGAUCUUGCCUGGAAAGAAUGAGCCAGAGCAAUUGACUAAGAUUUUUGAACUUUGUGGAACACCGGAUGAGAUUAAUUGGCCUGGUGUUACCAAGAUACCCUGGUAUAACAACUUCAAGCCAUCAAGGCCAAUGAAGAGGCGUGUGAGAGAGGUUUUUAAGCAUUUUGACCGCCAUGCAUUGGAGUUACUUGAGAGGAUGCUAACACUCGAUCCAUCUCAGAGAAUCUCUGCAAAGGAUGCACUAGACGCGGAGUACUUCUGGAAUGACCCAUUACCAUGUGAUCCUAAAAGUUUACCGAAAUACGAAUCCUCUCACGAGUUCCAAACCAAGAAGAAAGGGCAGAACAAGCGACAGCAUGAGGAGAUGGCGAAGCGACAGAAAGCUCGCAGCAUCCAACAGCACCACACCCGCCUCCCUUCCAAUCCUAGCCAAACCAGGGGGGCAGGCCACACCCUACAGAUUCGGCGCAGGGCGGGCCCUCUGCAGCCCAUCCACAACCAUCCGUCAAAGAUGGCAGCAGGUGCCCGAAGCCACCAUUAUGGGAAGCCACAGGGACGGGUGGGACGCUACCCCACAGGCGGAAACCCUAGCGGUGAUAACAACAACUCCUAAUCACCCGAGUCGCGGUAGGGCCAGGGUGGCGGAGGCUACAGUCAGUGGGAGCCCUAUCCGCCGCAGGGCCGCGGGCAGUAUGCGGGAGCGGGGAUGCGGGAGCUUGGUAGAGGCGGUGGCAGUAGUGGUGCUGGGUUAGGUGCCCCGAACUAUCCACCGGGGGGCCCAUAUGGGGGUUCUGGUGGUGGGCGAGGACCGAACAUGGGUGGUAGUCGCAACCAGCAGUACAAUAACUGGCAGUAGCUGGGCUCAGUGCAGCUUUUUGGCAAUGGGUUGUAUCUGAGGUUAACAUUCUGUUAUAACUUAAUCAAGGACUGGUUCCCCAGUGCUUUGUAUAUCCAUCUGUUGGUUUGGGUAUAUUGAGGUUCGGCGGUCUGUUCUUGAAUUUAGGACGACAUUUAUUAUUGGUUUGAGUUGGACUGGGACCAGAGGAAACCAGGAAAUCGUACCAAGAGUGAUCUGAUGUAUACUGGUAAUCCAUAGAGUUACAUAUUUCUUCAAUGUCAUUUGAUGUCAUGCAUUUGAGAAAAUAGUGAGCUUACAGGCCCGUUGGUUGGUGUCAAGAUUUGUGCUGUUCUGCUUCA
This is a messenger RNA of Asparagus officinalis (garden asparagus), 2228 nucleotides long. Its product is annotated as cyclin-dependent kinase C-2-like. Gene Ontology annotation, biological process: protein phosphorylation; positive regulation of transcription elongation by RNA polymerase II. Gene Ontology annotation, molecular function: RNA polymerase II CTD heptapeptide repeat kinase activity; ATP binding; cyclin-dependent protein serine/threonine kinase activity. Gene Ontology annotation, cellular component: cyclin-dependent protein kinase holoenzyme complex; nucleus. NCBI's taxonomy places the organism in Eukaryota, Viridiplantae, Streptophyta, Magnoliopsida, Asparagales, Asparagaceae. The record is from RefSeq and is a predicted model, not a curated record.